AAACCAUCCCAGCUAUAUUCCCAGCCUUUCCCUUAUGUUUAGACGAGUCGCCUCUCAGCAGGCUUGUGGUAUUUUGCGUUCGGUUUAUUUUGUUUUGUUUUGCUUUAUAACAAAAACAAGCAGCAGGCUGAGAAACGAAAGCUGGCUGGGCCGUUCUCAGCAUUGGCCGGAGCCGCCUGAACCCUCCCUGCGGCCGGGCGGCUGCUGGAAGCCUGGAGACUUCUUUCUUGGCCAGACAGUUUUGAUUAAAGCCGGUGCUAAGCAGGCUGUCCAGGGGCAGAGCAGCCUCACUCCAGCUCCUCUCGGCUCCGGACGGCAGCGGCAUGGUGCUGCGGGGAGCCUGCCUGCUCCUCUGCCUCGUCUCCCUCGCCCAGGUCUCCGGCCAGCAAAACGGCAAGGGGCGGCAGAAGCCGGCAGCAGCCAAGAAAGAUGGUGUAAGCCUCAAAAUGAUUGAAGACCUGAAGGCCAUGAUUGACAACAUCUCUCAGGAAGUUGCUCUACUGAAGGAAAAGCAAGCACUUCAGACAGUCUGCCUGAAAGGCACCAAAAUUCACCUAAAAUGCUACCUGGCAUUCUCUGAGAGCAAGACGUACCACGAGGCCAGCGAGCACUGCAUCUCGCAGGGUGGCACGCUCGGCACGCCGCAGAGCGGGGAGGAGAACGACGCGCUCUACGACUACAUGCGCAAGAGCAUCGGGGCCGAGGCGGAGAUCUGGCUGGGCCUCAACGACAUGGCGGCCGAGGGCAAGUGGGUCGACAUGGCGGGCGGCCCCAUCCGCUACAAGAACUGGGAGACCGAGAUCACCACCCAGCCCGACGGCGGCAAGCUGGAAAACUGCGCGGCCCUGUCGGGGGCGGCGGUGGGCAAGUGGUUUGACAAGAGGUGCAAGGAGCAGCUGCCGUACGUCUGCCAGUUCAUGAUCGUGUAGCAGGGCUGUAUAGAGCUACAGGGUGGCUACGUGCACACGUCGGUGUGCACGCACACGCGCGGGCCCACACGCACCUUCACGUAGCACCACGGCCUGGGCAGCCACUGCAGGCCGGCUUUGGGUCGGAGCUGCGCUGCCUUUCACUCGGCCACAUCCAGCCCCGUUCGCAUCCUUCCCCCUAAGGCAUGAUCCAUAGAUAUAUUUUUGUACACAGGGAAUUUAUGAGGUGGUUUCGGCGAAGAACCAGCGUGACAGCCCAGCCUCACCAACAGCCAUUUCAGAGGCCCGGGCUGUCACUCUGCAGUCUCCAUUCCCACCUCGCUGAACCUUGCUGGGACACCGGCAAUGCCAGUCUGUGCCUUCUCCUCCAGCUUUGCUCCCCUGCAAGCCCAGUUCGGGGAUCAGGUCCUGUUUCAGAGAGCAGAGGGUGUUAAUUUCUGCUUUAUGCUGAGAUGCUGUUGGGCUUGUCGGCCCAGUACCAUUCUGCUUAAUGGGCUGAUAUGCUGAGAAGAAGGGUGUCCUUCCCAAAAGCAUCCCCCAUUUUUUUGACCCUUUUCUCACCAGUCAGAAGAAAACAUUUCACUGACUUCAGUAGGGGAGCUAGCCCCAGCAUCCGACCUUUUAAAAAAACCCCAUCACAAGAUUUAUUUACACUCCUGUACAAUGGAGGAAGCAGUGAUUACUUGCAGCAUACUCAGUCAAAUGCAUUAUUGGAAGUAGAAGGUGAAAGUAAUUAGGUAAAUAACAAAAAUGUAAAGCUACUAGGGAAUAAGCUGCCAUAUAAAAGACAACUGUCUAUCAAAAAUGAAUCCUGAGAAAUCUGACUUCAGCCACUUCAGGAAUCAUAUAGCUUGUUCUAGUGAUGGAAACCCAGCUGAAAUGCUUGGCAAACACAAGCCUGCUCAGUACAGUUUGUGCCCGUAGAGUUGCCCCCAGCUGAAGAUCUGGCCUCGGUAAAUUUUUGCUGAGAAAAGGGUUAAAAAAAAUAAAGAAAGAAAUAGGAACAAUGGGAAAGGAUUGCAGAGCACCCUGACAGCUUAACACAGCCUUGUUGACAUUGAUUUGCUGACUGCUGGCUGAAAUGCAUCAGCGGUUCCUUGAAGUCCAGCACUUGGUACUGGCCUUGCCCUUCAGGCUACACGUCCUAGCACAGCCAGACAGAGGGCAUCCCAACGGGCCCCAGCCUCGUAGUGAGACAAAUUUUGAUUUGUUGCUUUGCUUAAAAACAGCACAGUGGUGGGUCUUCAAAACAUCAUGUGGGAGAGCCAAGCCGGAGGGGUCAAAAGCACAAACACAGUGCAUACUUCCCAGGCUGUCAUUAUUGCCAAACUUUCUGCUGUUCAAAUGAAUAUAAAAUAAAUAUAUAUAUAGCUUGCUGAA
This is a messenger RNA of Cygnus olor (mute swan), 2309 nucleotides long. It is a transcript of the gene CLEC3B, whose product is annotated as C-type lectin domain family 3 member B. The transcript has 3 exons. Bases 324 to 929 code for a protein of 201 amino acids. The record is from RefSeq and is a predicted model, not a curated record. Lineage: Eukaryota; Metazoa; Chordata; Aves; Anseriformes; Anatidae.